AUGGCCCGGAGACGCAGCACGACCAGCAUCUCAGCAACGCGGCCCGUCUUCCCGAGUUUCUUGCUGCCGAGCUUCAACUUCGGCUUUCGUCGCCGACCAUCAGCACACGCUUCGUCGCCGACAGCUUCAUCAAGUCCAGAUGCACAAGGCCCGCCCGCCGCCUCCUCGACAUUGACCACGGCCUCCCCCAGCAGCCCACCAGCCGCAUCUGGGCCCGUCGCCAAACACCACGCGCCAACAUCGGAACGUUUCUUCCUCUCUCGCAGCGCCCCAGAUACCCUUCGCUGCAUGACCUGCUCGACGGAUCUGGCUCUCGCAUCGCAAAUCAUCUCAAAAGGCUUCACCGGUCGCUAUGGCCGCGCCUUCCUGGUCGCGCCGCCACCUCCUCCGGCUGACAACACGACACUCCUGAACAUUCGCAUUGGAAGGAGUGAGGACAGGCAGCUUGUUACGGGCUGGCAUGCGGUUGCGGAUAUUUGCUGCGCGACAUGUUCACGAAAGUUGGGGUGGAAGUAUGUCGAUGCCAAGGAGCAGUCGCAAAAAUACAAGGUGGGAAAAUACAUACUCGAGACGGAACGCGUCAUGUCGCACCGCAGCUGGGAGGAUUGUCAUGUUCAGGAUCUAGGGUUAAUGGAGCAGCAAGCUUGCAAGGCUGAAGGGCGAAGCGGCGACGACAUCGUCUUUGACUCGGAUGAUGAGGAGGAGUGCGAGGACAUAUUCGCGGGCACCUGGGACGCUGCUACGGUAGCCAAGAGGAGAAGCGAGUCGAUUGCGAGACAGCUUUCGGUCAUGGAGUAA
Metarhizium album ARSEF 1941 is the source of this 798-nucleotide messenger RNA. RefSeq names its product yippee family protein. The transcript has a single exon. The record is from RefSeq and is a predicted model, not a curated record. The coding region runs from base 1 to 798 and encodes 265 amino acids. Lineage: Eukaryota; Fungi; Ascomycota; Sordariomycetes; Hypocreales; Clavicipitaceae.